This is a messenger RNA of Physella acuta, 3498 nucleotides long. RefSeq names its product transforming acidic coiled-coil-containing protein 2. The record is from RefSeq and is a predicted model, not a curated record. Lineage: Eukaryota; Metazoa; Mollusca; Gastropoda; Physidae. Gene Ontology annotation, biological process: cerebral cortex development; nuclear migration; mitotic spindle organization. Gene Ontology annotation, cellular component: cytoplasm.
AUGGCUGAUGAAGGUCAGGAUACAACACCAUCAUCUCCACCACUCCCAAAGAAAGGCUCCUACAAUCUAGACUUUGAUUCUUUUGAUGACUCCAUCAACCCAUUCCAGCCUAAAGCAAAGCUGAGUUCCUCUCCACCCAACAAGUCCCACAUCCCUGCACCUUUACUUGAUGAUGAGGCAGUAGAUCCAUUCAAACCCAGGGCUAAAGUUGCCAGUUCUCCUCCUACCUCUCCUAAAGUGAAGGCAAGAAAUGACAUUGUCCAGCCAAGCAGUGAGGCCCCUGGUGAGCUGGUUGAUGGUCACUUGGAUGACUGUAACAACAGUAAACAAAGUGAUCAAGUUGUGCCUAAACAAAAGAAGGUGAUCAAGAAACCAAAAGUUCAGUCCAAGUUAAAGCUUCCUAAGAAGGUCAAGGCUGCUCAGGAUGUAAUGGAUGAUAUUCAGAUACUGAUGCCUGAAAAAGCUGCUAAUGAAGAGAAAGCUGAGCCUUCUCGAUCUCUUAACCAAAGUCUCACUGAUGAUAGUCUGCUUCAACAGGCUGGAGGAAAUAGUACACUAGACGACAGGAAAGAUAAUAUACCCAGCUCCCCAGCUUCUAGUGAGGCUGUGACUGUCUUAAGAAAUCAUAACACAGAAACCGAUGGCAUAAAAGAAUUGGAUAACUUGAGCCAAUCAUUUUCAAAAAACGGUCCAGGGAAUCUACAAGACAGCUUCAAUCAGCAGGAGAGAUUGUCAGAUCAGCCAUCAUCCCCACAAGAAGAUAAAUUACAUCACUCCAAGAAUGAUGAUAUGCUUGUGAAAACAUCGCCUGAAGGGAAACAAGCCAAGAAACAUCCAGCAGCGAAUGCAUUAGCUAACUUGCAAGCAGAACCCAUCUCAAGAGGAGCUGACCCUAAAAGUGAGUCUAGUUCUGAAGACAGCCUGUUUUAUGACGCGGUUGACUAUCCGCCUGUGGCACCAACAAAAACUAAGCUGGGACAGAAAAACAGUACUAUUAUGGACAGAGGUCCCAGCCAACAGGAAGGGGGAGAUAACAAAGAAACAGUUGUUCAGCUAGUGCAGGAUCGACCGAAUUUUGCUUUAAGAAGGGUACUCAGGUAUUCCCAGUCAGACUGGAACAAGAUGAAGCAGGAGCUGGAGCUCAACUUCCAGGCCAGUCUCCUGAACAAGGAGAGGGACUGGAGCUUGUUGCUGGGGGAGAGAGACAAGAAGAUUACAUCCCUUGAAGAGACUUAUCAGAAGCUUAAGCACACCAAUGAGGACAUGAGGAUGGUUGUUGCUGAAUUUGAGAAAACCAUCUCUCAGCUCCAAGCUGAGAAAGAGAAAGUGAAAUCAGAUUGUCAAAAAUCUGUCCAGACUUUGGAGGGGGAACGAGAUCAGGCCAUUGAGGAUCUUCAAUCUGUGGAGUCAGCAUUUUCAGAUUUACAUCGGCGCUAUGAGAAAAGCAAGUCAAUUAUAGAAGGCUUUAAAAGGAAUGAAGAACAGCUGAAACAGUGUGUGGAAGAUCUUCAGAGUAAAUUGAAAAAGGCUGAGAGCAAACUUCAGUCACUACGAUCUCAGGCUGAGGAAAAACUAGACAAGGCAAAUGAAGAUAUUGAGAAAAUCAAGAAAUCUACAAAGCAGGACGUUGUGCGUUUGGAAGCCGCACUAAAAAAGGCAGAGCUGCGGGUGUCCAGUUUAGAAGAAAGUUUACAAAAUAAAGAAAAAGAAAAUCUAGAAUUGACAGCAAUUUGCGAUGAAUUGAUAUCAAAAGUAGGGUCCUAGUGACGCGAGAUACCUCGAGUAGGUGACCUCAGGUGCUAGAACCAUCUCCCUCAGCACAAACUUGCAUUAGUUGGUUGUGGAUAAAUCAUACCAUUCUGUUUGAGUGUUGAGUCCAGAGAAGGUAGUUAGGUUCAGUCAUGUUGUACAGUGUGGAGUAUAUGAAAACAUUCAUAGUUAAGUUCAGUUAUGUUGCACAGUGUGAAUGAAAACAUUCCGUAUGAAUCGUUUGUCAAUCCUCCUCUACUCCUAGCCUAGAUCUUUGGGUGUAAACUUGACAGUGAAUUUCUUGCAUUCUCCUCUAUAUUCCCUUCUCUAGUCAGGUGAUCAGAUUCUUGUUUCACAUUCUGUCCCACUCAACUAAUUGGUAUUUUAGUUUUAAAUUGUAAAUCUACAUAAUACAUGUAAAGAUUUACAUAAUUAUUUAAAAUUAAUUUUAAAUGGACUAGAUUGGAUGUAAGAACUAUAUAACAAUCUUUAAUUUAUUGUACAAUUUUUUUUAUUAAAUGUAUCACAAAAUGUGUGUGAAUGAUGUGAUUUUCCUGCUUGCUGUGGUGUAUAGUUUGUAAUCUAAUAGCGUUUCAUAUUGCCUUAUUCAAAAUGAAUCUUUGUCUUUCCUUGAUUCUAAUUUAAAGCUCUGUAUGUCUGGGACAGUGUCACUUCUGUGAUGUCUAUAUACACUCUUCAAAUUGGCUGUGUUAUCUGUAUAAAAGUUUUUAUCUAUGAACAUACUUGAAACAUUUUUAACCCAACUUUGUACCCUUUCAUACAUCUUGUUUUAUACAUAAGCAAUAGGCUCUCCUUGCUGAGAGUGUUUGAAGAAUUAAUUAAUUUUAAAUUAUUUACAGCCUAUAAAUAAAAGAAAUCACAUAUUUCAAUAUUUUUUGAGGAAGAAAAAUGAACUUAGGUCAUAAAUCAGGGUUUGACUAAACUUGUUUUUUUUUUUAUACAUUUCAUAAAAAAUGCUUUUUUAUCUUAGAAUAUUUGAUUUGCUAGCAUUUGCUUGCCUGAAGAAUAUGAGUGUACAAAUGUUUUGCUAAUAUCCAAUAUUUUGUUAAAGCUUUUUAGCUUUACUUGUAAAUAUCUCACCAUAAAUGUGUCAGGGUAUUUUAUUUGCUUAUCUGAUGUGAAGACAUCUCAUUUGCACCAACGUAACUUUAGAAUCAGCCAGCAGGUUGGGAUGGUGCUCAGGAUGUUAGAAGCUUUUUAUUAUCAAUAUUAGAUGUAUUGGAAGUGAUAAAAUAAAAACUGGGUGAUAAUUAUUUACUACAGCCUUUUAUCAAUAAAAUCAAAGCACAAACACUAUACUCUGAUCCCUUAUGUAUAAUCCAAGCAAAGCACAAAUACUAUUUCUGGCUCCACAUAAACCUGAUAUUCUACUUGAUAUCAAUCAACAUAAAUUAAAUGUGUUACUGUAUCAUCAUUGAACAAAAACAUUUUACUCAAUCCCUUCUCCCAAUAGCACAUUUUAAAAUAGACAAGUACCCUCUUACCUUUCCUUAUCCCAGAGAAUUGAUGUCAAACAUUGACAGAAAGCUGCUUCCAACAUUUGUAAAAAGAAACUUGUGAGAUCUAUUUCUUCACUUACCUUACUGACUUAAGGCAAAUUCCCUAGGUAGUGUUUUGUUGACCACCAGUGAAGGUGAUACCAUUUUGCUGCUUUAUAAUGACAACUAAUUUAAUACAUAUAUGCUUUCAGUUAAAGCCUGUAUAUUACAAUAAAAUGUUUUAAGACUU